AUGAGUAUGAUCAAUGACGAUGAUGACGGCCCGCCACAGCUGGUAGAUGUAGCUCCUGCUCCUGAAAAACCUGAGGAACAACCCAAGACUCCCACAGAUCAGAGUCUCCCCAGGGUUCCUAUAACGAUAGUAACAGGUAACUCUGGAGACUGUGCUUGCUUGACAGGUUACCUCGGGGCGGGCAAAACCACGUUGCUGAACUAUAUACUGAAUGAAAGACAUGGAAAGAAGAUAGCAGUGAUUCUCAAUGAAUUUGGAGAUUCUGUGGAUAUUGAAAAGUCCAUGACCGUGAACCAGGAAGGCCAACAAGUCGAAGAAUGGCUUGAGCUAGCUAACGGCUGCAUAUGCUGUUCCGUAAGAGACGCUGGGGUUCUGGCCAUUGAAUCUCUAAUGAACCGGAGAGGAACUUUUGAUUAUAUUCUACUCGAGACCACUGGCCUCGCCGACCCCGGGAAUAUUGCACCUUUAUUCUGGGUUGAUGAUGGGCUUGGAAGUUCUAUCUACCUUGACGGAAUUGUGACCCUGGUGGACGCAAAGAACAUCAAUAAACUCUUGGAUGAACCAUCUUGCGAAGAGGAAAAGCAGGGUAUGCAUGGGAAUGUCAUAUUAACAACCGCUCAUUUACAAAUAUCACACGCGGAUGUGAUAAUUCUCAACAAGACCGAUCUAGUAUCAAGCGAGGAACUUGAAAAGGUCAAAGAUCGGAUCACCUCGAUUAACGGUCUAGCUACAAUCCAUACAACGGAUCAUAGCAAGAUAUCGAGUAUUGAAGGCACAGUGCUUGAGCUGCAUUCUUACGAUAAGUUAACAAGUGUAGAUUUUUCAACCAAGGGCCAAAGCCGUCUUGACGCUACAAUAUCUACGCUCGCAUUCAACUUUUCAGACGUAUCUGAAGAGAUGGUUGCCCGUAUUGAUGAAUGGCUGCAAGCUGUGCUAUGGAAUCAAGAAUUCCCGGGACCUAAACAUAGUCCGGAGCUUGAUAUUACCGAUUUUGAAAUCCACCGACUUAAGGGUAUCCUUCGCUUGACCAAUGGAAAAACAAGAAUCAUCCAAGGUGUCAGAGAAGUGUUUGAAAUUACAGAUGCAGAAGAUGGCCAACCAUCCUCUAUGCCAGCGUCUAAGAUUGUUCUUAUCGGGCGUGGACUUGGAUUAGACAGCUCAGUAUGGCAGAAGAGCCUCCUUUCAUUUUUAGAUAAGUGA
Molecule: messenger RNA, 1200 nt
Organism: Microsporum canis CBS 113480
Lineage: Eukaryota; Fungi; Ascomycota; Eurotiomycetes; Onygenales; Arthrodermataceae
Product: CobW domain-containing protein
Exons: 6
Coding region: 1-1200 (399 amino acids)
Cellular component (GO): cytoplasm
Source: RefSeq, a predicted model, not a curated record